CUCCGUUAGUUUGUUCAAAGUCUUCCACUUUGCAGCACUGUUCGACAUAUGUUUCGACAUGUUAUGUAUUUAUGUUUUGAAGGGUUCAUUAAAUAGUCUAUUAUUCUGUCAUUACGACAGCAACCUUAUUUAAUAUAAAAAAACAAGAUAUUUCGCACAUCGAUCUUCUUUUAUUUGCAUUAUGUUUAUUAAAAUCAACGUUUUUCUUGAUGAACUAACCUCUCAUAACGAGAGUUAACUCCUACAAUAGAAGCGAUCAUGUGAUUCGGAUAAAAAUUCAUGGCGGUCUUUAAUGUUCUUUUGAAUUUUCACACUUAAUAAAGAUUUAAUGUUACCUUUUUUUAAUUUUCAUUGAUUGUUUUAUUUAUAUUUAUUUAUUAUCGUAUACGUUUCUAUACAAAUUAAAAUAAAAAUUUAUAAAGAAGUGCACUUCUGAUUACUUAUUCAGAAUAUUAUGUAUAAAAUAUAAAAUGUACAGAGAGUAAAUUAAAAGAAACAUGAAAACAUAUAUAUGACAUACGAUGCUUACGUUUCAACAUUCUGCGCCGGAACUCUUGCGCGCGCAUAGUAUUGUUAAUGCUGAACGAAUAUUUGUAUACUGUAACUACAGUGAUUUUUAAUUUAAAAGAAAAAUGAAACUGUUAACACAUAAUAUGUUAACUUCCAAAUGCUUAAAAGGUGUUACUGUAGGUUAUCCUUUAGGGAUCAUCGCAAAAGAUAUCAAGGUAUCAGAAGUAGACUUCAACUCAGAAUUUAUAGCAAGGAUCAUACCAAAAUUAGACUGGAUAACUUUGUGGAAAGCUGCAGAGAGUAUUGGACAUGUUGGUGAACUUCCUCAAAACUUAAUAGAAGAUUAUGAGAAAAAUGAAGACUUCUUAAAAAAAGUACACCAUGUGCUAUUAGAAGUAGAAGUUAUAAAUGGAGACUUAUUAUGUCCAGAAUCUGGUAGAAAAUUUCCCAUUAAUGAUGGGAUACCAAACAUGCUUUUGAAUGAAGACGAAGUUUAAAUUUUAUAAGAAAAUUUAUAAGUCAUAAAAUCAUACAUCAAGACAUGUAUAAAAUUCUUGUAUAUUAUCAUAAAUACUGAUAUUUGCAAAUAGAGUAUAAUCUUUAUGUAUUCAAAUGUUAUGAUUAAGAGUUCUAUAUAGAGCAUUGUGUUUCACAUUUUUAUGAUUUAAUUUUUUCUAUUUUUUAUAAUUAUAAUUAUAAAUGUAGGUAAUAUUUUUUAUAUUGUAUUAAAAUUAUGAUAUAAGAAGAUACAUUUUAAUGGAACAUAUACAUCUGGAACUAUUACAGUUUUUAUUAAAUUUAUUAGAGAUAAUAAAUAAAUUCAAUUGUUUUAUUGCACAGAUAUGUAUAGAUACACGAAAUACAAUUUUGUUGUCACUUGCAAUAUUUAAUACAUAUACCAUUAUUGCUAGUUAAAAGUUUACUAUUUUUUAUUUAUAAAUAUUAAUUAUUUAAAUCUUUGAAUAAUCUACUAGGAAUGUGAUAUAGGCACAUUCAUUUUUUUCUCUUUAUAAAAGUAAGAUCAUAUUAAACUUUAUGAAUUAUAAAGAAUACAUUCAAAUUAGAGAUUUUGAUGAAAAUACAUAAAUUCAUUUUACUACUUUCAAAUAUUUGAUAAGAUCUGUAGUCUGUUAGAAAUACCACACUUAUAAACGGAAAAAUACAUAAGUAAUUUAAUUACUUAUUCAGAUACUAAUUAUUGAAGAAAACAAUAUCAUUAUUGAUUAAAAUUUAUCUUGUAAAUGCAUAAAAUAUGUUCUCAAUAACUAAUGUAAAGAUUAUAAGAGAGAGAGAGAGAGAGAGAGAGAGAGAGAGAGAGAGAGAGAGAGAGAGAGAGAGAGAGAGAGAGAGAGAGAGAGAGAGAGAGAGAGAGAGAGAGAGAGAGAGA
This is a messenger RNA of Vespa velutina, 1897 nucleotides long. It is a transcript of the gene Trmt112, whose product is annotated as multifunctional methyltransferase subunit TRM112-like protein. The transcript is spliced from 3 exons. Gene Ontology annotation, molecular function: protein heterodimerization activity. The record is from RefSeq and is a predicted model, not a curated record. Gene Ontology annotation, biological process: tRNA methylation; rRNA (guanine-N7)-methylation; peptidyl-glutamine methylation. Lineage: Eukaryota; Metazoa; Arthropoda; Insecta; Hymenoptera; Vespidae. Bases 633 to 1007 code for a protein of 124 amino acids.